Molecule: messenger RNA, 1260 nt
Organism: Drosophila willistoni
Lineage: Eukaryota; Metazoa; Arthropoda; Insecta; Diptera; Drosophilidae
Exons: 2
Coding region: 121-1131 (336 amino acids)
Biological process (GO): proteolysis
Molecular function (GO): serine-type endopeptidase activity
Source: RefSeq, a predicted model, not a curated record
UUUGACGCAAUAUCAAGGCAAAGUAAUCAAAACAAAUUUAAAGUAAUUAAAAUUCAUUGUACAUUUAUUAUUUUUAAUACAUUAAAGAGUCAAAAAGUAUCCGAUAUUUGCAUUGUUCAAAUGAAUGUAUACUUGAUUUUGUCUAUCGUAGCUCAAUUAAUCUUUGUGGCCUCGUGGAAGAUUAACAGGAACGGUACAAAAUUAAAUAGCCUGCCGGAUGGUACUCUCAUCGAUAUCAAAGAUGCCCCAUAUCGAGCAUGGGUAUAUAACCCUACCGGACAGGUUAUAUAUGAUUCAGCCGCUGGAGUUAUAAUUUCAAAUCGCAUCGUCUUAACAACAGCUUCAAUUUGCCUUUCAAGAUUUGAUGGUAUGCCUGCGUUAAACGUUUUUGCAGGAUGUACUACAUUAGGAGACAAUAAUACCCAAAAUUAUGGGGUUAAGAAAAUUGUAACACAUCCAAAAUAUAAUGUUGCUAAUGGACCGACUAACAAUCUUGCAAUGCUGUAUUUAGAUAGGUAUAUACCGUGGGAUUCGCAAACUGUAAAGCCCGUGGCUCUCAACACGAAGAAAACAACCGGGCACACAACAUGUAUUUAUACCGCAUGGCGUCGAAAACAGGUGAACAAAACCUAUAUAUCUGACCACUUGGAAUCAUUCGAAGUAGUUCUUUGGAAUUUCAAGGACUGCGAAAAAAAAAUACAAAAUAUUAAAGGAUAUCCGGCAGAAGAAAUGUACCAAAGAUGUUUUCAUGGUGAAGGAGAUACAUGCACCAUAAUACCUGAACCAGAACCAUUGCAUGAGUAUGAAGUAGGUGCCCCAUUGGUCUGCCAAAAUAAAUUGUUCGCAAUGGCGACGAGCGAUAACUAUUUAGAUAAGGGUGUUCAAUUGUACCACGACGUUGGUUAUUAUAAUGACUGGAUACGGCGGACCAAUGCAUCUUUGCAUGAUUCGGCGUCUACAACUUCAAUACAUUCAACACCUUCAAUACCUUCGAUAUCUGUCGAAGAUGUCGAAUCUUCGACAGAUUUAACAAGUAUAAGCUCAAACAAUUCAGCUUUUGAUAUGCAAAGAAGCAAUUUUCAAGAGACUUGCUUGAUAACCAUGGCCGCCUUUUUACUUUGGAGUACGUGAGUCCAGAACACGACCAAAUUGUUAGCAACUGAUCAAUUCUAUAAUGAUUCUAUAAAGAGUUUCUAAGAAGCUGAAAAACAUUUCUGUCAAUAUUCCGUAUUUCGCAAUAAAAAAAUUUACAUUUUUUAA